AAUUAUAUUUUGUCUACUUAGGAGCGUUGAAAUUUUGUCCUUUGAAUUGUUCAUAUACUGCAUUUUUAUUAUCAUGUCGUUGAAAGUUUUGUUCGCCUGCGGUUAUAUACAAAAUGGAAGUCGACGAGCAAGGCGCGACAGCGGGAGCUGAAGAAGGUACAUCCAGGGGGGUGAUGGCAGCCCCUGGAACAGCGGGGAGUGUAACAGUCCAGUUGCACCCCCUGGUCAUCAUGAACGUUUCUGAACACUGGACCCGUAUCCGGGCUCAGGAGGGCAAGGCUGUACAAGUUCUGGGAGCCUUGCUGGGGAAGCAGUCAGGAAGGAACCUUGAGAUCUGUAACUCCUUUGAGCUGAUGUUUGACACCAUCGAUGGGGACAUCAUCAUCGACAGGGACUACUUUAGCACCAAGGAGGAGCAAUUUCGCCAGGUGUUUAAAGAGCUGGACUUUCUCGGCUGGUACACCACGGGGGGAGAUCCUUCUGAAGCUGAUAGGAAAGUGCAUAGACAGGUUUGUGAGAUAAAUGAAAGCCCCAUCCUGCUGAAACUCAACCCCAUGGCUCGACACACAGACCUCCCAGUCAGUAUAUACGAGUCAGUGAUCGACCUGGUGAAAGGCGAGGCGACCAUGUUGUUUGUGGAGCUGCAGUACACGCUGGCUACGGAGGAGGCUGAGCGGAUAGGGGUGGACCAUGUGGCCAGGAUGUCCAACGCUGACACCUCCGAUAGCUCAACAGUUGCUGAACACCUAGUUGCCCAGCACAAUGCCAUUAAGAUGUUACACUGUCGAGUCAAGAUCAUCUUGGAGUACAUCAAAGAUGUCCAAAGAGGAGCGGUACCACGUAACCACGAGAUCAUGCGUGAAGCGUACAGCCUGUGUCACCGACUACCUGUACUGGACACACCCAACUUCACGGGAGACUUCUUUAAUCAAUGUAAUGAUGUGAGCCUGAUGGCCUAUCUGGGCGCCAUCACUAAAGGCUGCAACACCAUCAACCAGUUCAUCAACAAGUUCAGCCUUCUGUACGACAGACCAGGCAUGGGGCGGCGCAUGAGGGGGCUGUUCUUCUGAGGUGGUACGGCAGGAUGCGCCAGAGGGGGGGUCAGAUAUUGCUACAGUCCCAUUGUACGGGGUGUAGUCCCGGGCGGGCUCAGAAGCCAUACAUUUGUCCCGUGGGACCGCCAGAUACUGAGGGUACUUCUCAUUGCUUUCACUAUUAGCUGACAGCAUCUAUUUGUGGUUGGGUCCCGGUUUAGUUUUAACUGGGAAUUAAAAGCAUCCAGGGGCCUGGCCAUGCCU
Branchiostoma floridae (Florida lancelet) is the source of this 1298-nucleotide messenger RNA. RefSeq names its product COP9 signalosome complex subunit 6-like. Bases 114 to 1070 code for a protein of 318 amino acids. The transcript has 9 exons. Lineage: Eukaryota; Metazoa; Chordata; Leptocardii; Amphioxiformes; Branchiostomatidae. Gene Ontology annotation, cellular component: COP9 signalosome. Gene Ontology annotation, biological process: protein deneddylation. Gene Ontology annotation, molecular function: metallopeptidase activity; protein binding. The record is from RefSeq and is a predicted model, not a curated record.